Raphanus sativus (radish) is the source of this 1353-nucleotide messenger RNA. RefSeq lists its product as uncharacterized. The transcript has a single exon. NCBI's taxonomy places the organism in Eukaryota, Viridiplantae, Streptophyta, Magnoliopsida, Brassicales, Brassicaceae. The record is from RefSeq and is a predicted model, not a curated record. The coding region runs from base 1 to 1353 and encodes 450 amino acids.
AUGAAGAAGACGCUCCGACGUUACGUUAACCCCAAGAAACAAACGGUGGAGGGCUUGAUUAAAACUAUGUUGGGACAGUGGAAGAUGCAGGAGAGAGUGGUGGCCAAUGAUCUUGGACAAGGGAAGUUUUUGUUAAACUUCGAGACUGAGGAUGAUCUAAAUUCCGUUAUCCGUCAAGGACAAUUUCACUACAACUUUUGUAUGUUUGUGUUGGUUCGAUGGGAGCCCGUGAUCGACGAUGAUUACCCGUGGGUCAUUCCCUUUUGGGUUGAAAUUAUUGGAAUUCCUCUGCAUCUUUGGACGAUAAAAAAUCUUGAGAAUAUCGAACGGAGGCUUGGUCAUAUUGACACGGUGGAACUCUCGGUUGGUCGUAUGCUAAUUGAGGUGGAUACACGGAAGCCGUUGACUUUCACUCGGAAGGUUUCGUGGAAAGGCAAGGAGGUAUCGAUAUUUAUACGAUACGAGAAGCUGUUUAAGCAUUGCCCGCCUUGUGGUAUGCUGACGCAAGAAGCGGCAUAUUGUCCACUGAAAGCAAAGUCGGAGAAAUCUGAUGUUUUUGAUCGGGUUCAACUUCCGGACAGUGAAUCAUCUCGUCAGCCAUCGUUGCGAGAUCAAAAAUCCCAGGAGCGGUAUGGUAGCUACAAUCGAGUGGACCAUUACGGUCAAGAGGAAGAAGGUAGACGAGAUACCUACUAUCACUCACGGAAUGGAGCAGCUACCGGACUACUGAGAGACGUUCAAGCUGGAUAUCUACGCAGUAAUAACAUCAGGGAGGAUCCAAUGAGAAGGAACGGUGGCAAGAUAAGCAGAUAUCACUCUGGCUUUAACAGAAAUACAACAAGGUACGAGCCGUAUCAGAAGCAAAAGUCUCACGUGUGGAAGAGGAAGGAGAAGACGGAGGUGAGACCGGAUAGGAGGGAUGAUGGAGAUGCGGCUAUGGUGUCUGAGAAAUCCUCUGUGCUGCUCGAAGGUUCAAAAGAAGUGAUACCCACAAUGACGAUUCAAGAGAGAGGGAGUGGAAGGAGAUUGGCGAGUAAAAUCAUCUCUCCGCUGCCCCAAGAUGUUAAUGUGACGAAGAGAGUGAGGUUGCAAAAUAUCACCCGAACUCUAUCUUUCUCUCCUAAGGAGAAGAUACCGGAGCAGGUGGAGGAUGAGCAGGUAAUUGGAGCCUUGAAUGAUAUGAAGCUUGCGGAUAUAAACAUGAUGGAAGAGGAGGAACACGGAGAGCCUAUGCUAGCAGAGGAUCCUAAUGAUGAUUUACUUGGAGAAGAUCUUAUGGAGAUGGAGGAGGAAGCUAAAAAGGUGAGGACGCAAGGGAGGGUACGGACGUUGAGAAGGGAAGGGAUAUUGUAA